Messenger RNA from Podarcis raffonei (Aeolian wall lizard), 1443 nucleotides. RefSeq names its product T-cell surface glycoprotein CD4-like. The transcript has 8 exons. NCBI's taxonomy places the organism in Eukaryota, Metazoa, Chordata, Lepidosauria, Squamata, Lacertidae. Gene Ontology annotation, molecular function: MHC class II protein binding; protein tyrosine kinase binding. The coding region runs from base 25 to 1350 and encodes 441 amino acids. Gene Ontology annotation, biological process: interleukin-15-mediated signaling pathway; T cell activation; positive regulation of ERK1 and ERK2 cascade. Gene Ontology annotation, cellular component: membrane raft; external side of plasma membrane. The record is from RefSeq and is a predicted model, not a curated record.
GAGCCUGUGUGUCUUUCAGGUGUGAUGUUUCAUGUGAGUGAAGAGCAUUACAUAGAUGCUACUUAUGGGCAAGAAGUUACCCUUCCUUGCCAAGUUGAUAGCGUUAACCCAAGCGUUCCAGUGAUCUGGAAAUAUAAAUCAGAAGAAAUAAUUAAAUAUCAGCGUGGACAUCUUUUAAAAGGUUCCUCAUCAUCAUCAGCAACAUACUCAUUAAAGAAUGCAGAUAAAGGGGAUUACUCUUUAACUAUGAGAAAUGGAAAGGAAGGACAGUAUACAUGUGAAGCACAUGGGAAAAUAAAAACUACUAAUCUUAACUUGUGGAGCGUAAAAGGACCUUCAGAUGAAUACCUCCUGGAGGGUGACAUUACACAACUGGAACUGUCUUCCUCGGACACGUCUACCCAGGUUGAGUGGUUUGGCCCCAACAAGUCAAAAAUAACGAAUAAAAAAGCACGAUGGACUCUACAAAAUAAAGAUCGGAGGCUGCAGAUAAAGGACCUUAAAGCUCAGGAGGACCAAGGGACCUGGGAAUGUUUCAUUAGUCGUAGUGGGCUUCGCAUCACCCAUGAUGUCAAAGUGAUAGGUUUUGCUAAUUCACUGGAUGGAGAUACGAGGUAUGCAGCUGUUAAUAGCACAGUUGUCCUUUCAUGUGAAUUGAACAUUGACUUCCAAGAGAUUCCAAAGAACAUUCUAAAAAACCCAAUUUUAAGAUGGACGAAGGAUAACAAGACCAUUGUGGAGGUUGACUUAAACAAUUUCAACAGUUCCCUACUUCAGCAAACGAUAGACAAGGUCCAGUCUGAGCAUGCUGGAGAGUACAAGUGCAGUAUUGCAUUUACACGGAGGAAACUGAGUAAGACCACCCGCUUGGUAGUGAUGAAAGUUUCUGCUGACCGCCCUAGACUGGAUUCCAAAGAAAAUGUGAGCCUCUGCUGUCAUGUCUCUGCUCCUGAUCUUUCUAAGGCUCAGCUGUGCUGGAAUAAUAGGCGUGACUCGCCCAAAUGUGAAACUCAUCUUCCAGAGGGCAAAUUUUGUUAUGAGACCAGAAGUGCAGGGGAGUGGAAGUGCAGCCUCAUGGUGCAGGGUGAAGAGAAGCUCAGUAUGAUCUACUUUGUGGAUGAGGCCUCAACUGUGUCCAAUUCAUUCCCACUGACUUACAUAGCCAUUGGAGCUGGUGUGAUGUUGCUGCUGUUGAUCAUCAUAGGAGUGUGUGUGUUCAGUUGCAAAACUGUUAAACAGAAAAGGCAAAGAGCAAGGAGGAUGGCUCAGGCCAGGCAGCACCUGCUUGAAAAGAAGACUUGCCAGUGUCAUAAGUACGUACCAGAGCACUCAGCAGAUACCCUGCAUUGACUUAAAGGCAGACCCUUUGUCACUUAUUUUUCCAAGUCUUCCUCAAGGAAAGGGGACUAGGAGUCAACAAGACCAACUGAUGUCACUUGUUAU